Molecule: messenger RNA, 1567 nt
Organism: Ruditapes philippinarum (Manila clam)
Lineage: Eukaryota; Metazoa; Mollusca; Bivalvia; Venerida; Veneridae
Product: ADP-ribosylation factor-related protein 1-like
Exons: 8
Coding region: 152-760 (202 amino acids)
Biological process (GO): protein localization to organelle; intracellular protein transport; Golgi to plasma membrane protein transport
Cellular component (GO): Golgi apparatus
Molecular function (GO): GTPase activity; GTP binding
Source: RefSeq, a predicted model, not a curated record
GAGUACGAAUCGUUCUGUAAAGGGAGAUAAUUAAGAAAAUCCAAGAUGUCAGCGCCCAUAAAGUUAUUAUGACAAAAUACUAUUUUUAACAGUUGAAUAUAUACCCCAGCGUCUUGAUUGCUCAUUUUUAAGUUUUGGCGUUACCUAAACCAUGUACACAUUAUUUUCUGGGUUGUGGAAGUAUAUGUUUCAGAAGGAUGAGUACAAUAUUCUCAUUCUUGGGCUGGACAAUGCUGGAAAAACUACCUAUUUGGAACAGACUAAGAUGAAGUUUACCAAAAACUACCAGGGCAUGCACUUAAAUAAGAUUACCACUACCGUUGGUCUAAAUAUUGGAACAAUAGUGAUAGGAGGUGUAAAGUUGAAGUUUUGGGAUCUUGGUGGUCAAGAAGAGUUACAGUCACUGUGGGACAAGUAUUAUGCAGAAUCUCAUGCUGUUAUUUACAUUGUUGACUCAUCAGACAAAGAAAGAAUUGAUGAAUCUAAAGAAGCCUUUGAUAAGAUGAUUGUUAAUGAAACUUUGAAAACGGUUCCUUUGCUCUUGCUAGCCAACAAACAAGAUUUACAGGAUGUUGUGACAGUUGGAGAUAUAAAGUCAGUCUUCAACAGUAGUAGAGAACUUCUUGGACACAGGGAUUGUAGAGUAAAUGGUGUAUCUGCUUUAAAAGGAGAUGGCAUUAAUGAAGGUAUUGAGUGGAUGGUGGAUUGUAUAAAAAGGAACAGUUUAGUGCGACCUCCCAUGCAGAAAGAUAUUACAUGAAAUUUUUAUGGAUGGUCUCUUUUUUUGUGUACUUUAUAUACAUGUGGGGACCAUUUUGUGAUACAUGUAAAUUGAGGGUUUAUUGAUAAAUUAUUCACAAGGAAGUUGAGUUCAUCAACAUACAAAUACAGUGUUAUCACAAUAUUUCACUAUAUUCUUCAGAUAGAUGAGGGACAGCAUUGCUUUAAACUUUAGUAUGUUCAGCAUCAUUUAUAAUUUAUUUAUUAUAUGUGAAUAAUCUGACUUUGAAAAAAAUGCGAAUUAGUGAAGGACUUAAAUUCAUUUUGUUUUUUGACUGCAGCUCUUUAGUGAGAUGUGUGAUUAUAAAGGGUCUUGGACAUUUGCACCACCUUCCCCGGACCGUUACCCACUUUUUUUUAUACAGUGGCAGACAUUGCCCCCUUGCAUGUUUGAAAGGGCAGACAUUUCCCCCAGUAAAAUUUUUUUAAGGACACACAUUCGCCCAGGCCCUUCCCCAUAUCCCGUUGCAUUUAUUAAUAUGGAGGGAAGAUGUUUUCAAUUUUGAUUUUUUUUUUAAACUUGGGGAAAAUGUCCGCCCUUUAAAUUUUUAAAUGGGGGUGCAGAUUAUCUGCCCAUCAAAUGUCUGCCCCUUUCAAAGUUACAAGGGGACAAACGUCCGCAUCUGCAAAAAGUGGCAAAUAUUUGUUUACAAAUUAUUACAGCAAUGAAAAACUGUUUUUGCAUGGAAUAUGAAUAAGCCCAAAGUGUCAGUAUGAGCUUGUAAAAAGUGAUAUAUUUUUUAAAUGAUAGUUUGGGUACCUCUAAAGAGGAGUACAGUUUACUGAG